Molecule: messenger RNA, 1656 nt
Organism: Nelumbo nucifera (sacred lotus)
Lineage: Eukaryota; Viridiplantae; Streptophyta; Magnoliopsida; Proteales; Nelumbonaceae
Product: chromatin remodeling protein EBS-like
Molecular function (GO): chromatin binding
Source: RefSeq, a predicted model, not a curated record
CCUUAGAAAUCAAAUUACGAAAUCUAAAUUUUAUAUCUUGCCCGAUGAACUCUGAUCGAACCAGAAGCAUUCUUUAAUUUCGUAAUUCAUAUGGUAUCUAAUUAAUUUCAUUAAUUUCUAGAAAUCCCAUUCCCACCCCCUGACCUGACCCUUCUGUCUUCUAGUGUGCAUGCAUCCAGCAUUCACUUUCUACCCUUUCAGUCCAUGGCGAAAGGCCGGGCACCCAGAAGAGCAAUAGAUUCUUACACGAUCAAGGGCACUAACAAGAUCAUCAGAGCCGGCGACUGCAUUUUGAUGAGACCUUCGGACUCAUCGAAACCCCCAUACGUCGCCAAAGUAGAGAAGAUCGAAUCAGACAGUAGAGGGAACGUGAAGGUACGGGUACGGUGGUACUACCGGCCAGAGGAGUCGAUCGGAGGCCGGCGGCAGUUCCACGGAGCCAAGGAGGUAUUUCUUUCCGACCAUUACGACGUACAGAGCGCCGACACUAUCGAGGGCAAGUGUACGGUACAUAGCUUCAAGAGUUAUACUAAACUCGACGCCGUCGGUAAUGACGAUUACUUCUGCCGCUUCGAGUAUAAUUCCUCCACUGGAGCGUUCAAUCCAGAUAGAGUCGCUGUCUUACUGUUGGAACGCAUCAAGCAAAGCCAUUUAACACGCUUCCGCAGCUCUCAUUCUAGCGGCAGAUACUGCAAAUGUGAAAUGCCAUACAACCCUGAUGACCUAAUGGUGCAAUGUGAAGGCUGCACUGAUUGGUUUCAUCCACAUUGUAUAGAUAUGACAGCAGAAGAAGCCAAGAGACUUGAACACUUCUUCUGUCAAGGUUGUUCCUCACAAGGUCAAAAGAAGUUGCUCAACUCUCACACUGCUCCCAGAAACUCAGAAACUAAGGAUCUGGUGUCUCAGAAAGUGAUUGAGAGUGGCCAUGAGGCAAAUGGAAUAUAUCUGUUGGAUACUCCUAGACAGAGCCAAGGACAACCUGGGAAAGCUACCUUUGGAUCUACAUCUUCAGAGUUUGUCAGUCGUGUCAUGUUAUGUCAUUUUCAUUUGAGUCAUCUUUCUUUUUCUACAUUGAGUCAUUUAUUCCCGUACAAAGUUAGGCUGGUUACAAAAGGUUAUACGCAGACAUAUGGAAUUGACUAUCUGGAGACCUUUGCUCCUAUUGCAAAGAUGAUCUUUGUGAGGGUUCUGCCAUCUCUGGCUGCACAUUCAGAUUGGCCACUUUACCAGCUGGAUGUGAAAAAUGCAUUCCUGAAUGGAAAGUUACACGAAGAGACUCAGUCUGAUCAUACCCUCUUUGUGAAGAGGAGAGGCUCUUUGGCAAUAUAUCUUAUUGUCUAUGGUGAUGAUAUAGUUGUGACUGGUAAUGAUGUAACAUGGAUUAAUGAUCUUAAGUCUUUCCUUCAUACAAAGUUUGAGAUCAAAGAUUUGGGGGAAUUAAGGAGUAUUGUUGAACAUGGUCAUAUGAAACUGGAGGCUUACACAGAUACUGAUUGGGCCGGAAACAUUGAUGAUAGAAGGUUGCCAUCAACAUUGCUCAUUAUCCGGUGCAACAUGACAGAACCAAACAUAUUGAAGUUAACAUACAUUUUAUUUGAGAAAGUGUGGCUUCUGGAGAAGUUUGUCCACCAUUUAUCUCUUCUGAAGGACAAUUAG